GUGUGAGUGUACCCCAGGCUACGUGGGGGAUCAGUGUGAGCUGGACUAUGAUGACUGUGAGGAGAACAAGUGUCAGAACGGAGCUCAGUGCAUUGAUGCGGUCAACGGAUACACCUGUGUCUGUCCUGAGGGAUACAGCGGUCUGUUCUGUGAGUUCUCUCCUCCCAUGGUUCUGCCGCGCACCAGUCCCUGUGACGACCACGAGUGUAUGAACGGAGCGCAGUGCGUUGUCGUGGAGACGGACCCCCGCUGUCAGUGUCUCCAUGGUUACGAGGGCGAGUGGUGUGAGACGCUAGCCAGUGUCAACUUUGUCAACCGACGGUCUUACCUGCAGCUGCCCUCUAGUCUAAUCACACCUGAGACAAACAUCACACUACAGAUUGCUACAGAUGAGGACAGUGGUGUGUUGCUGUAUAAAGGAGACAAGGACCACAUUACCAUAGAGUUGUAUAGAGGACGUCUCCGUGUCAGCUACCACACUGGAACAAACCCUGCCUCUGCUAUAUACAGUGUGGAGACAGUAAAUGAUGGUGUAUUCCAUGUGGUAGAGUUGGUGGCAUCAGAUCAGACUGUGUCUCUGUCUAUUGAUGGAGGACCAGUCAAGUCUAUCAACUCUCUGAGUAAACAGUCAACACUCAGCAUUGAUUCUCCUCUAUACCUGGGAGGUAUGCCAGAUCGUUGGUCAGUCUCUGCAGCGCUGCAGUCUGGAGUUGGGGGGCAGAACGGGACCAGCUUCCACGGCUGUCUCAGGAACCUCUACAUCAACGGACAGCUGCAGGAUCUGGGGGUCGGACUGGAGCAGGGACAGACUGGGGUCGAAGCUGGAUGCCAGCCAUGCCAGGCAGGUGUGUGUGGCCAGGGUGAGUGCCACCCAACCGGUCAGAGAGGCUUCUCCUGUACCUGCCACCCUGGAUGGACCGGAGACCGUUGUCAGGACCAGGUCAACAACCCCUGUGAUGGGAACAAGUGUAUCCAUGGUUCAUGUCUUCCUAUCAAUUCCUACUCCUACUCCUGUCGCUGCCAGCCAGGAUUCCUCGGGGUGCUGUGUGACGAGGCAGACCAGGAAGUGCUGGACCCCUGUCAGCUGACCAGAUGUAAACAUGGGAAAUGUAGGCUGUCUGGCCUGGGCAAGGCCUACUGUCAAUGUAACCCAGGAUACACGGGGGACGCCUGCGACAGAGCCUCCUCUGAUCCACCGCCCCCCGGCAGAGGGGUCACCCAGAGGUGGUCUGUCGAGGGGAACGGCUCCGAGCUGUCUACCAGCUCCAGAGGGGCUAUUCGGCGUGUGAAACCCAGGAGAAGGUCUCCCGUCUAGAGUGCCGUGGCUCCUGUCCGGAGGGGGCUGAAGGGGGGGGCGGGAGCGGCUGCUGCUCCCCUUUACGUUCCAAACGCAGGAAAUACACCUUCCACUGCACCGACGGCUCCUCCUUCGUACAGGAAGUGGAGAAGGUGGUGAAGUGCGGCUGUACAAAGUGUCCUCCCUCGUAAAACGUCCCCCCUUUACCCUGGGAUGAAAGGUUCCGCCUCCUGUUCCUGCUCCUGUCUC
Messenger RNA from Oncorhynchus mykiss (rainbow trout), 1546 nucleotides. The record is from RefSeq and is a predicted model, not a curated record. Lineage: Eukaryota; Metazoa; Chordata; Actinopteri; Salmoniformes; Salmonidae.